Molecule: messenger RNA, 582 nt
Organism: Oikopleura dioica
Lineage: Eukaryota; Metazoa; Chordata; Appendicularia; Copelata; Oikopleuridae
Source: the annotation of a GenBank genome assembly
AUGUCUAGUAAAGGAAAGCAAGUUGUGACUAACGAUGGCUCUGACUCCAAGUACAGAGAGAAAGUCGCUGAUCACUACAAAGAAUCUAAAACUGCAAAAGCAAGCCUCAAGUGGUAUCUGCUCUUUACAUUCAUCGCCAAUGGUAUUGUAGCGGCUCAUUACUUCAUGAAAAAAUACAAGAAAAUGUACUUGAUCACCACGAAAGCGACUCCAGAGCCUUUUCUUUGGGAACUCGCAACGAUUGGAACAUUUAUCCCAACAGUUAUUGGCUGGAGCGCUUGUGCCAAGAACAAUGUCAAGCGAAUGACCAUGUACGUUUGGGGAAUCCUUCUCUUCGGUCUUCCUCCACUUAUCUGGGGCGCUUGGGAGCAUCACGAAGAGCUCAUCAAAUACAUGAACUCUCAAGGCUACCGACGAACAAUCAUGGGUUACCCAAGGGCGAUCGUCAUUUAUGGAUUUAUUCUUUGCUUUGGCGAGAUGAUCUCAACCGGCUUCACUCGAGGCCGAAAGUGCAUCAAGCUUUGGACCAAGAAGGGUUCCAAAACUGAAGUCGACAAGAAAGAAGAAAAGAAGGACAAAUAA